AUGGACAAGACUCUGUUGGUGAUACUCCUGCUCUCAGGUAUCUGCGUCCCCUCCACCUCCUUUAAAAACGUCUACCACUUUAUCAAAACGAACAUGACUUGGGAUGAAGCAUCUCAGUACUGCAUCAGAGAGCACACAGCACUGGCCCAAAUACACAACAUGGAGAAUGCCUCCGCAAUGAUGAACACUCAGACUGCGGGGUACACAGACAAGGCCUGGAUCGGACUGUUGAACUCUUCAGUGUGGACCUGGGUGGAUGGAAAACCAGCCACCUUUUUCGAUUGGGGAAAUGAUCGGCCAGAAAACGUUGACACUGAUAAUGCCUGUGUGACCAUCGACACAUUUGGAAGUUGGAGCUUUGACAGCUGCUCACUAGAGAAAUAUUUUGUUUGA
Notothenia coriiceps (black rockcod) is the source of this 393-nucleotide messenger RNA. Its product is annotated as C-type lectin galactose-binding isoform-like. The record is from RefSeq and is a predicted model, not a curated record. The transcript is spliced from 2 exons. NCBI's taxonomy places the organism in Eukaryota, Metazoa, Chordata, Actinopteri, Perciformes, Nototheniidae. The coding region runs from base 1 to 393 and encodes 130 amino acids.